UUGAUUAGCUCUUUUUCUUACUGUUCUUCUUCUUCCGCAUCAAAAAACCACCACAAGUCUCUCUUCCGAGUCAACCAGCCUUAAUUAUACACAAAUCCACACUCACACUCCAAUUUUUUCCAUCAAUUAAUGAUCUAAACAAUGAUCAAUAUUUUUUCAGAUCUAUUGUUUGUAUUGCCCCUUUUGGCCUUUCUAUUUCUGUUUCUGCUGCUUCUAAAAACAAAGCCUUCUUUCGGCGGCGGCGGGCGGCGCCGCAAAACGCCGCCGGAGCCGGCGGGUGGUUGGCCUGUAAUCGGGCAUCUACAUCUCCUCGGCGGGGGGCUCCCGCCCCACAGGGUCCUGGGAGCUUUCGCCGAUCGCUACGGCCCCAUCUUCACCGUCCGUUUGGGCGUGCAUCCGACGGUUGUCGUUAGCAGCCCGGAAUCCGUCAAGGAAUGCUUCACUAAAAAUGAUCGGGCCCUCGCCAAGCGGCCCGCUACUACUCACGGCGUCUAUCUCGGGUACGACUUUUCCAGCUUCGGGUUCUCCCACGGCCCGUAUUGGCGCGAGGUCCGCAAGCUCGUCUUGCAGGAGAUGCUCUGCGCGAGGAGGCUCGAGAUCAUGACACGUGUCAGAGAAUCCGAAGUCCACGUCAGCAUCGCGGAAUUAUAUGAAGCAGCUAUGAAUCAGGCCAAUAGUGGGAAAGUGGUGAUGACCAAGUGGUUAGAGCAAUUGACUUUGAACAUGAUAAUGAGGAUGAUCAAUGGGAAGAGGUACGCCGGCGCAGUGCACGGCGGCGCUGGUGGCGGAAGUGGCGGUGGUAGGCCGUUUCAGGAGAUUGUGAGGGAGUUCAUGUACGUGUCGGGGCAGUCCGUGCCAUCGGACAUAAUCCCGUUCUCUCCAUUGAAAUGGAUCGAUUUCGGAGGUUAUAUCAAGUCGAUGAGGAGAAUUUCCGAGGAAGUGGGAGUGGUUUGCGAGCAAUGGAUCGAUGAACAUGUCGCCGAGGGGCGGAAAUUGGACCGAAUUGAAGAAUCCGACUUCAUCGAUGUGAUGCUUGCAGCCGUCGACGAUAAGUUUACAAGAUUCGGAUUCGACCACAAGACUAUAAUUAAGGCAACCAUAUCGGGCCUAAUCUUGGCGGGCUCGGACACGACAUCGGUCCACAUGACAUGGAUAGUGUCGCUUCUUCUAAACAACGAUCAAGUUAUGCAACGAGCGAGAGCCGAGAUAUCCGAGAAAGUAGGAAACGAAAGAUGGGUGCAAGAAUCGGACAUCAAAAACCUAGUCUAUCUCCACGCCAUCGUAAAAGAAGCGCUCCGGCUCUACCCGCCGGGGCCAUUAGCCGUACCCCACGAAGCCAUAGAAGAUUGCAACAUAAGCGGGUAUGACAUCCCGAAGGGCACGCGAGUCAUGGUUAAUUUGUGGAAGUUACAUCGGGAUCCAAGCAUGUGGACCGAUCCGGAUAGGUUUGUCCCGGAGAGGUUCUUGAUGGAGAAUCCCGGGGUCGACUUCUCGGGACACCAUCACGAGUUUAUUCCGUUCGGGUCGGGGAGAAGGGCGUGCCCGGGGGCUAGUUUUGCGAUGCAAGUGACUUACUUGACGAUUGCGCGAUUAUUGCAAGGAUUUGAUAUUACAAUAGUGUCGGGAAAUGGUGUGGAUAUGAAAGAAGGAAUGGGAAUCACUUUGGUGAAAGAAUCUCCUUUAGAAGUUGCAGUCACGCCGCGCUUGCCUAGUUUGAUGUACCAAAACUAGCUAGUAGCGAUCAUCACAUAAAAGAUAUGUUUCAAUGACUAUUGUAUUAACUCUCCUAUGUUUUUCAUAUUUACAAGUAUGUUGUAUGAUUGAUAAUAUUUUUAUUCAGAGUAAACAAGUGAUUAAUUAA
Messenger RNA from Andrographis paniculata, 1861 nucleotides. RefSeq names its product cytochrome P450 CYP82J17-like. Gene Ontology annotation, biological process: defense response to other organism. Gene Ontology annotation, molecular function: heme binding; oxidoreductase activity, acting on paired donors, with incorporation or reduction of molecular oxygen; iron ion binding. NCBI's taxonomy places the organism in Eukaryota, Viridiplantae, Streptophyta, Magnoliopsida, Lamiales, Acanthaceae. The transcript is spliced from 3 exons. The record is from RefSeq and is a predicted model, not a curated record. Bases 142 to 1731 code for a protein of 529 amino acids.